Molecule: messenger RNA, 768 nt
Organism: Dichotomopilus funicola
Lineage: Eukaryota; Fungi; Ascomycota; Sordariomycetes; Sordariales; Chaetomiaceae
Product: histidine phosphatase superfamily
Exons: 5
Coding region: 1-768 (255 amino acids)
Biological process (GO): ribose phosphate biosynthetic process
Molecular function (GO): sedoheptulose-bisphosphatase activity
Source: RefSeq, a predicted model, not a curated record
AUGGCAACCCCCCGCGUGUUCAUCGUCCGUCACGGAGAGACCGAAUGGUCGCUCAAUGGUCGUCACACCGGGUCCACGGACAUACCGCUCACGGCCACCGGUGAGAAACGCGUGUUGGCCACGGGUAAGGCCCUAGUGGGGAAUGACCGCCUAAUUGCCCCCAGCAAGUUGGCGCAUAUCUAUGUAUCACCAAGACGGCGGGCGCAACGUACCCUAGAGCUACUCAACGUUGCGACCAAGGACCAGCUACCUUGGCAGGCCCAUGGCGAAACAUUUUGCGAAGGCCAGCAGUGCGAAGUCGAGGUUGAGAUCACCGAAGACAUCCGGGAGUGGGAUUACGGUGAUUAUGAGGGCAUCACAACGCACCAGAUCAAGGAGUUGCGGAAACAACAAGAUCUGGACCCUAAUUGGGACAUUUGGAGAGAUGGUUGCCCAGGCGGGGAGAGCCCAACUGAUAUCUCCGAACGUCUCGACCGGCUGAUUCAAGACAUUCGUGAAAGGUGGCACGCUCCCGUCUUUGGGAAGGAAAAGAACACCGACAGCAAUGCGACCGGCGACGUUUUGAUUGUUGCUCACGGUCACAUCCUCCGGGCCUUUGCCCAGCGCUGGGCAAACCAGUCUCUUCACGCAGGGCCAAGCUUCCUUCUCGAAGCUGGCGGCGUCGGUACGUUGAGUUAUGAACAUCAUAAUAUUGACGAGCCGGCCAUCCUUCUCGGUGGUGCCUUCGUCGUGGACAUCCCAGAAGCGCAGCAAAGAGUGAAGCAGUGA